Malania oleifera is the source of this 1791-nucleotide messenger RNA. Its product is annotated as G2/mitotic-specific cyclin-1-like. Bases 1174 to 1599 code for a protein of 141 amino acids. Gene Ontology annotation, cellular component: cytoplasm; centrosome; nucleus. Gene Ontology annotation, biological process: regulation of cyclin-dependent protein serine/threonine kinase activity; mitotic cell cycle phase transition. The transcript is spliced from 5 exons. Lineage: Eukaryota; Viridiplantae; Streptophyta; Magnoliopsida; Santalales; Ximeniaceae. Gene Ontology annotation, molecular function: cyclin-dependent protein serine/threonine kinase regulator activity. The record is from RefSeq and is a predicted model, not a curated record.
AAUGAACAAAUUUGAACAUGCGAAAGCUAGGCCAGUCGAAUAGCUUACAACCAUGGACCUCAUAUAUUUCAAGGGCCGCAACCCAAUCAGCGAUGAGCUCUCAGCAACAUUAAUCAGAACACCAUGGGAGCUACCCUACACCCCUGCACAGAACUGAAAGCUGGACUCCAGGAAAAUAGCUCGAUGAUUUCAGCUAACAGAUCAAUAAAAAGGAAACAAAGAGAUCAACCUUGUUAUUUUGGAAUCCAAAUGAGAUGCUAGAUUACACAAUCAUAGAUGUCGAAGAGCACAAGGAUGCUACUACUAUUCCAGAUCCAGUAUCUGUAAGGCACACUGGAACAAUGCUCAAUGGAAUAGAUCAGACAGUAUAUUGUUUCUUUAUCUUUCUUUUUUUUUUUUCGUAAUUCAACUUAUCCUUUCCCUUUUCUUAACCAUGUUGUACUGAAGUUUGCCUUGGACUAAUCAUGUUAUCAGGAAACAAAGAGAUCGAGAUUGUAACACUAGAACCCAAAUGGGACGCAAGAUUGCACCGUCAUAGAUGUGGAGGAGUACAGGGAUGCAACUAAUAUUGCAGAUAUAGUGUCCGUAAUGCACACCGAGGCAAUGCUCAAUAAAAUUGACACUAUGGUGUUGUGUUUUCUUUUCUUCUCUUUCUUUCUUUCUUUUUUAAUAAUAGCCACAAAACAUCAUGUCUGUGUUGGUAUCCUGAAUUGGAAUUCUGUAGAAAGUUGAGAUGAAAGAUGUAGCAGAGGAACCUGUUAGAGAUGGAGCCAGAAACACAGCUGGAGACGCAUUGAGCUGAGUCAGAAAACGUGUGAAUUUAUUCUCGAUUUAUCUCUUGAUUAUAAACUUCCAAUUUGUGAUUAAUUUGUAAUUGAUUUGUAUUUAAUCAUGAUGUAAAUUCCAAGCCUAUAUAAAGAGGGCUGUGGAUACAACAACUACACAGCACAGCACAGUGCAGAGAGAGCACAGAGAGUGCUGAGAGGAAGAAGGGAGGAAGAGAGAGAGAGAGAGAGAAUUGUAACAUAUCCGGCGAGUUAGUGAAUAAUUUUGGUGUGUGCUCCGUGGACGUAUGUCAUUUUUUACCGAACCACGUAAAUUUCUUGGUGUCACUUUCUUCUGGAUGCUCACAGGGUCCUAACAGAACUCAUUUUGGAUAUUGAUAGCUGUGAUAUGGGAAACCCACUUGCAGUUGUUGAGUAUGUAGAAGAAAUUUAUGCUUACUAUAGGGAAAAUGAGAAUUCAGGUUGUAUCUCUUUAAACUAUAUGGCACACCAAUUUGAUAUCAAUUACCAGAUGAGGGCUAUCCUUAUUGACUGGCUUAUUGAGGUGCACUGCAAGUUUAAGCUCAUGGAGGAAACUUUGUUCCUUACCAUCAAUCUUAUUGACAGGUUCUUAGAGUGCCGAGCAGUGGUCAGAAAGAAGCUUCAACUAGUUGGAGUUAUAGCCAUACUACUAGCAUGCAAGUAUGAGGAGGUUUCUGUCCUGGUGGUGGAGGACAUGGUUUUAAUUACAGACGAGGCUUACACAAAAAAGGAAUUCUUGGAUAUGGUAACUGAUUUUUCAUUGCAUUUUCCAAGAAUUUUGAAUAAAAUUUAAGUUUAAGGUUCCAUUUAGAUCAAGAAUUUUAUUCGAAAAAAGGAAACGAAAAGAAAAUAAGGAGGUAUGAUUUUUCAUUGUAUUUUCUUUUGAUGUUAACUUUUAUUAAAAAUGAAAGUUUAUUUUUAUACAAUUGAAAAUUAAGAAAAUAUAAAUAUUAAUUAUGUAUACAAUUAAAAUUUUGUUCAUAAA